Eruca vesicaria subsp. sativa (arugula) is the source of this 656-nucleotide messenger RNA. Lineage: Eukaryota; Viridiplantae; Streptophyta; Magnoliopsida; Brassicales; Brassicaceae. The record is from the annotation of a GenBank genome assembly.
CCAAUAUAUUCAUCUCUCUCUUAUAAACCAUAUCAAAACAAUGAUUCCUACAGAAACCACCGGUUACUAUCAAUAUCUAUCGCCGGAGAACUUAAUCCCGGCGGAAUUCAACAUAAUAAACAUGCCCUCAUCUCCAACAUCUUCCUCUUCAUUAAACUACCUAAACGAUCUCAUCAUCAUCAACAACAACUAUUCCUUAGCAUCCAACGGUCAAGAUCUCAUCAUGAGCAACAACUCAACUUCUGACGAAGACCAUCAUCAGAGCAUCAUGGCACUCAACGAGAGGAAACAAAAGAGAAUGCUAUCAAACAGAGAGUCCGCGAGGAGAUCUAGGAUGAGGAAACAGAGACAUCUUGAUGAACUCUGGUCUCAGGUGAUAAGGCUUCGCAACGAGAACAACUGUCUUAUCGAUAAGCUGAUGCAAGUAUCAGAUACUCAAGAUAACGUAUUGAAAGAAAACUCUAAACUCAAAGAAGAGGUUUCUGAUCUUCGACGGCUUGUAUCUGAACUGAAAUCAAACAAGGACAGCAGUUUACUAAGACAGUUCGAAGAAGUUUAGUAUUUCUUCUAAUUAAAUCGGAGGGUUAGAGAUUUGGGCUUUGUGUUAUCAUAUUGCGUUUUGGUUGAUUCUCGAAUGUAAGGUCGGUAACGAUCAU